AUGGGAUACUAUCUCGCUGAUGGCAUAUAUCCGCAAUUAGCAACAUUUGUAAAAACAAUUUCAUCUCCUCAAGGGAAUAGGAGAAAGCACUUUGCUGCAGCCCAAGAGUCGGCAAGGAAGGAUGUGGAGCGUGCCUUCGAAGUACUUCAAACACGAUUUGCAAUAGUGCGUGGGCCUGCACAAUUUUUUUACCCUGAAAUGCUCAAAGACAUUAUGAUAGGAUGUGUAAUUUUACAUAAUAUGAUUGUUGAACAUGAGUGGAAUAACAAUGGAGCAGAAGACUUUGAGUAUGAACAAUUCAACCAACCACUUGAAACAGUGACCUCUGGGCUUACAAAUGACUUUAAGGAGUUCAUUCAAAGCCAUCAUUGUAUUAGAGAUACGGAAACUCAUUCUUAA
Alnus glutinosa is the source of this 399-nucleotide messenger RNA. RefSeq lists its product as uncharacterized. The record is from RefSeq and is a predicted model, not a curated record. Bases 1 to 399 code for a protein of 132 amino acids. Lineage: Eukaryota; Viridiplantae; Streptophyta; Magnoliopsida; Fagales; Betulaceae. The transcript has a single exon.